This is a messenger RNA of Suricata suricatta (meerkat), 1703 nucleotides long. RefSeq names its product N-acetyllactosaminide beta-1,6-N-acetylglucosaminyl-transferase-like. The record is from RefSeq and is a predicted model, not a curated record. Gene Ontology annotation, molecular function: acetylglucosaminyltransferase activity. Gene Ontology annotation, biological process: transforming growth factor beta receptor signaling pathway. NCBI's taxonomy places the organism in Eukaryota, Metazoa, Chordata, Mammalia, Carnivora, Herpestidae. The coding region runs from base 354 to 1448 and encodes 364 amino acids. The transcript has a single exon. Gene Ontology annotation, cellular component: membrane.
AGAAACUAAAUCUGCAGGGGAAAGGAGUUGCCCGUGUUUUAGGGCAACAGCCAGCAGAUGGGAGCAGGCAAGCCGAGGGAGGGAAAAGGCUGGGCUUCUGGAACCUGCCGCCGGGCUUUAGACAAAGGCGGUUUGAGAAGCAGAGAACGCGAGGCGGACCAGUUGCUAAUAUCAGCACUGGGGAGGGAGCCAGCAGCUGGACGCCCGGCAUGAAACGGAAUCGAUUCCUGGCGUCUCCUUCAGGCUAGGAAUGACUGGAGUAUGAACCAAACUAAGAACUCAGAGGAAAAAGUAAGUCUAGGAGAGGACUCGCAGAUUUUGCCCGUCUUUGAAAAUUUGCUCCUCUGUGAGGCAUGCUGCCUUCAUCCAUGCGUUAUCUCUUUAUAGUGUCUGUUUCUUGUGUCAUCCUUUUUAUUGUGCUCUAUGCGUUUGGUUUUGGGAGCGAGCAAGGCUUCCAGAGGCUAAAUAAUUCAGACACUUGGAUGCUGACUCAGGUUUGCACAUCCUUUAUCAGAGGCAAAAUGCCUUUCCUGUGGAGAAACAAACUGAGGUUACAUGAGAAGUCUUCUUGCAAGGAAUACCUGACCCAAAGCCACUACAUCACGGCCCCUUUAUCUAAAGAAGAAGCUGACUUUCCUUUGGCAUAUAUAAUGGUCAUCCAUCACCAUUUCGAUACCUUUGCAAGGCUCUUUAGAGCUAUUUACAUGCCUCAGAAUGUCUACUGUGUUCACGUGGAUGAAAAGGCGACGGUCGAAUUUAAAGGAGCUGUCGAGCAAUUACUAAGCUGCUUCCCAAAUGCUUUUCUGGCUUCGAAGAUGGAGCCAGUGGUCUACGGCGGGAUUUCCAGGCUCCAGGCUGACCUGAACUGCGUCAAAGACCUUGCGGCCUCCAAGGUCCCCUGGAGGUACGUCAUCAACAUGUGUGGCCAAGACUUCCCUCUGAAAACCAACAAGGAGAUAGUUCAAUAUCUGAAAGGAUUUAAAGGGAAGAACAUUACCCCAGGGGUGCUGCCCCCGGCCCACGCUAUCGGACGGACUAAAUACGUCCACCGGGAGCACCUGGGCAAAGACCUUUCCUAUGUGAUCAGAACCACAGCUUUGAAACCACCUCCUCCCCAUAACCUCACCAUUUACUUUGGCUCUGCCUAUGUUGCUCUAUCAAGAGAGUUUACCGACUUUGUCCUCCGUGACCCGCGGGCGGUUGACUUGCUCCAGUGGUCCAAAGACACUUUCAGUCCUGAUGAACAUUUCUGGGUGACACUCAAUAGGAUCCCAGGUAUGUGUGAUUCCGUGUUUCAGGGGUCGGCAACGUGCUGUACUUGGAAAGGCUUUUCAAGAGCCUGCUCCCUUUCGGUAGACAUACAAGAUGGAAAGGAAAUCUACAGUUCUCUCGGAUCCUUUCUAGAUGCAGAAUCAGGUGAUACCAAGUGGUAUCUUUCAAUGGCAUAAGGCUUUACAACUGAUCACGUUCUUUUGUGUUCAUCUUGCUAAAUCGUUACCCCCAUGGGCAUUACUGCUGUCAGUCCACAGUGAUGUUCUUUCUUUCCUCCAAUUUGUCAGACCCUCUCUUACCCCAGGGCCUUUGUUUCAGGCCUUCUCUUUCCUCCCCUGUUCAUCAGCCAGGUGUCAGCAGCUCAGAGGAGCUGAGCUGACCACUCCUCCUAUUCUUCCUUCAAAGAGUUUACCACUAUUUGGAAUAAUCAU